CAGCGCUCCCAACAGAGUUUUCUCCAUAUCCAGGAUUGAACCGUCGACCUCUGAUUAAGGGCGAAGCAGCCCAUCCACUGAAGCACAACAUUGUGAAUAUCGACAAAGCAAAGCAACCAUUCAGUAAAUCAGAAGAAAACAAACUAAGUAAUUUCUAAGAAUUAAUCACAAACUUAGCACCUAGUUCUUUGAAGGUUCUUGCACGUGUAAAAUCAUUAAUUAAAUUGAAGGAAACGAAGUCAACUCUCAUGUAUAUGUGACAAAAAAAAAAAAACAAUAUGUAUAUAAACCCCAUUUCUCUCUUCACAUUUCCACAGUACUACAAAUCAACACAAUUUUCAAGCAUUCUCAAUUUACACAGUCACCUAGCUUUUUCUUCCUUCUAUUUCCAAAAGAUCAUAAUGUCGAAAAUCACCCUUUCCCUAAUUUUUUUUCUCUUCAUGAAUAUAUUUAUCUUCUCAUUUGUUGGGGCAGUGAAGGGGACUAGUAGUGUUACACAACCUCGUGCCAACAAAUUGGUGGAGGCGCAAUGCCGGAGCACUCGUUAUCCAAAGUUGUGUGUGUCUUCUUUGUCAAACUAUAUCACAACAACAUCUGAACCCCAAGAGCUAGCUCAUGUAGCGUUAAAAGUGAGCUUAGCUAAAGCUAUCUACACAAGAGCCUACGUGAAGAACGUUUGCAAACAACUCGAAAAGACUAAGUCGUCCAAGGACUAUCAAGCUGUGAAAGAAUGUUUGAAUCAAAUCUCAGACGGAGUUUCUUUGCUUUUCAACUCGGUCAAAGAGCUACACCAUUUGAGUUUAGACAAGGAAAGUGAGUUUGUAUGGCAUAGGAGUAAUGUUCAAACUUGGCUUAGCACAGUGUUAACUAAUGCUUUCACUUGCAUGGAUGGGAUCUCUAGCUACAAAUUGGGUGGUUAUAAAGUAAAAGCUACAAUUAAGGCUAAGGUUUUAAAUGUUGCACAAGUCACUAGCAAUGCUUUAGCUUUGUUCAAUGGAUAUGCUGUUAGGCAUAAGGAUUCUCAUCACUCAAACUCUGGCAAAAUUAACAAGCCUUAGUAUAUUUUGGAAGCUCUUGAAUUCAAACUCUCUGUAUUUGAUUUUUUAUUUUUUUUGUUAUGUAAGUCAAAACGUAUGUAACUUCAUUAAUUCUAUCUGUAAAAUAGCUUUUGAUA
Molecule: messenger RNA, 1174 nt
Organism: Capsicum annuum
Lineage: Eukaryota; Viridiplantae; Streptophyta; Magnoliopsida; Solanales; Solanaceae
Product: pectinesterase inhibitor 9
Exons: 1
Coding region: 279-1058 (259 amino acids)
Biological process (GO): negative regulation of catalytic activity
Molecular function (GO): enzyme inhibitor activity
Source: RefSeq, a predicted model, not a curated record